AUGCUGGACAGCAGCAAGGAUAACCUCAAGGUUGAUGCCAUGAAGCGGAUCAUCAAUUUAAUCGCAAAAGGGAAGGAUGUCAGUGAGCUGUUUCCCGCUGUGGUGAAAAAUGUUGCUGCAAAAAACGUAGAGCUCAAAAAACUAGUAUAUGUCUAUUUGGUGCGCUACGCGGAGGAACAACAGGACCUUGCAUUGUUGUCAAUAAGCACCUUUCAAAGGGCCUUGAAGGACCCUAAUCAACUGAUAAGAGCCAGUGCUCUUCGAGUACUGUCUUCUAUCCGAGUUGGUAUGAUUGCUCCUAUAAUGCUUCUUGCUAUCAAGGAUUCUGUCAGAGACAUGAGUCCGUAUGUGAGAAAGGUCGCUGCCCAUGCUAUUCCUAAACUUUAUUCACUUGAGCCAGAUCUCGAAGCUGAAUUGGUAGAUUGUAUAGACUUUCUCCUUGCUGAUCGACGUAGCCUAGUUCUAGGCAGCGCUGUUUAUGCUUUUCAAGAGAUUUGUCCUAAUCGUCUCGAUUUACUUCACAAGCAUUUCCGAGCCCUAUGUCGUGCUUUAGCUGAUGUUGAUGAAUGGGGCCAAGUAAUGAUGAUUAAUUUGUUGACGCGAUAUGCUCGUUCGGAACUCGCUGAUCCCGAGCUUCUUCCCCAGCCCGAUGUGGAUCUCACUCUUCUGCUUAACUCAGCGCGACCUCUUCUUCAGUCUCGUAACUGCAGUGUUGUUAUGGCAGUCACACAGCUAUUCUACUACAUAGCACCAAAGGCACAGCUUUCACAGGUCGCUCGUGCAUUAGUGCGUCUCCUUCGAGGACCACGUGAAGUGCAAUACAUAGUUUUGCUGAACAUCGCAACAAUUUGUGAACGCAAUCCGGUACUUCCUGGAACAUAUGCAAUAUCAAAAAACAUGUUCGAUCCAUUCUUGAAGUCAUUUUUCGUGCGAUCCUCUGAUCCUUGCUUCGUCAAAGAAUUGAAAUUACACAUUCUCACGAGUCUAGUAUCUGAAGCAAAUGUGCACAUAAUUCUCAGGGAGCUACAGACUUAUGUCGGCAUGAGUGAUCUGGCUGGAGCUGCCAUCGAGGCAAUUGGAAGGUGUGCGGUUCGGGUUAAAGCUGUGAGUGAACAGUGCUUGGCUGGACUUGUUCAGCUCAUAACCUCACCGAACGAGAACGUAGUUUGUUCCGCAGUAGUGGUUUUGAAAAGGCCAGUUUGUCGACUACUUCAUGCUGAAGCUCCUACUCCGUUACUCUCACGAUUAGCUCGUCUGAUCCGUUCAAUCCAAGCACCUCCUGCAAGAGCUUGCAUUGUAUGGCUCAUUGCUACGCACGUAGAAAAGGUAGAUUUUUAUUCCCUCUCUUGCAUUUGUUUUUACUGCCCAUAUAGCACACCUUUGAACGAAGUAUUUAUAAACCUGUUUUGGGUGGAAACACUGAAGUUAGCCGUAAAACUGUGGAUGGUACGUCGCGAAGAAAGCGAGAAGCUUGUUCAUUACGUUUUUCAGUUAGCAAGAUUUGAUUUGAGCUAUGACGUCAGAGAUAGAUGCAGAUUUUUGAGAAAUCUGCUGUUUAAUACCACAGUUCUAUCUCAACAUGCGGAGCAGAUAUUCAUGGCGAAAAAGCCAGCACCUGCCCUUCAAAGCAGUUUCAAAGAACGAGAGCAGUUUCAGCUAGGAACAUUGUCUCACGUUUUGAAUCAGCGCUGUGCACGCUAUUAUGAUUUGCCUACUUUUCCUCAGGUGUCGUCUGAUCCCGCUUUGCGACGAGAGGCAAAUUCUCCAGAAGAGUUCAAGUAUAAUGAUGAGGAGGAGGUUGAAGAAGAGGAUGAAGAGUACGACGAGGAUGAAGAAGAAGAGGAUGAGGAAGGAGAGGAAGAGGAAGACGAAGAGGAAGAAGGAAGUGGUGAGGCUGAAGACGAAGAGACAGCUGAAGAUGGAAGCUCGGAAGAAGGAAGUGGCGAGGAUGAGAGCGAAGAGGAAUCGGAUAGA
This is a messenger RNA of Strongylus vulgaris, 1974 nucleotides long. The record is from the annotation of a GenBank genome assembly. Lineage: Eukaryota; Metazoa; Nematoda; Chromadorea; Rhabditida; Strongylidae.